This is a messenger RNA of Uncinocarpus reesii 1704, 1488 nucleotides long. RefSeq lists its product as uncharacterized. The record is from RefSeq and is a predicted model, not a curated record. NCBI's taxonomy places the organism in Eukaryota, Fungi, Ascomycota, Eurotiomycetes, Onygenales, Onygenaceae. The transcript has 2 exons. Bases 1 to 1488 code for a protein of 495 amino acids.
AUGACAAGAGUAGGGCUGGUAUAUGUGGUCGGCACCGUCUCGACGGUAUUCUCUCUCUUAUCGACGGUGUCAAAUGGCGUCUUUGCGAUGGCGGUGUCUCGAGAGAUUCCGGAUAUCGGAGCGCUGCAGGUGGCCAGCGUCGCGGGCAGCGCAUUGAACUGUGCCAUUCAAGCGUUUCUGGUAUUUCUUUUCCGGCAGCGGAUCCGAAAAGGGUUUCGCCUGAAGCGGAGGUCCGAGCGGUGGUUUUUUGUUACGAUCGGGGCUGCUCUGUGUCUGAUGACGGUGGUCGCGGCCAUGGCGAUCCGGUGGAGUUCAACGCGGUUCGGCGAUGUCAAGAACGCAGAGCGACAGAGGGAAGUCCGGAAGUUGUUUUCAGUUUGGUGCGCGCUCUGGGCCGUGUCGGUCGUUUUGCAGACGGCAACAUAUGGCCUGUUUCUCUAUUUGGACCGGAAACACCAGGCUAGUGAGCCGCAGUGGGAUUUUACGCUGGGAGAUCGGGCAACACGACGGACGGGCGGAAAGGCCCAGGACGAGACGACUAUCCGGGGCGAGUCCCACGACCGGCGCCCGUCGACGGGUGGCGCAGAGAACAUCACCAAGUCGGAAACGUCGUCGCUAUCCAGAGUAGAACCGUCCCGCGGCUCCAAAGAGCUAGAACUCGAGGCGGGCGUGCCAACCGACCGACGCACGCGCGCAUCCGCCGACUCUCAAACCUGGGUGCGGCGCUUCUCACGGCGCUUCCCGGGCCUCCACGACGAACUGGUGAAGCUCAAAAGCGAAUCGAAAACCAGCCUCCACGGGCCCGCGUCCCGUGACCACUCCCCGGACCCGUUAUUAUUCGAACGGCCGUCCAUGCCCGACGCCCGGGCCACGAUCAGAACACCCUCCCCGACCGCCAGCGUCGCCAGCUCGCGACGGCACACGAUCGAGCUCCCGCAGGAUCACAUCCACCCGCUGUUCCGGUGCGACAGCCCGUCGGCGCCGCCCGUGGCGCUGCCGGGCACGACGGUCACGGCGUCCCCGUUGGCGGGCCGCACAAUCUCGAUCGAGACGCUGAACCAGAUCCGGUCGCGAUCGAUAUCGCGGUCGUCGCUGUCGCGGCCGCGGUCACGCAGUCUGCUGGCGCAUCCCGAGGAGGAGGAGGAAGAAGAAGAAGGGGAGGAGGAGGAGGAGGGAGACACGGGGACGGUGCGGCGGCUGCGACGGCCUUCUCCGGCAGGAUAUUGGUCGGUGGAGGGGUAUGGGUCGGCGGCGGGGAGCCGGACUAGCCUUCAUGAUUUCGGCGGUGGGAGGCAUGCACGGCUGGGGCGGCGGGGGAGCUCGAUGCCUCCGUGUCGCGCCAAAGCUAAAACAGCGGAGCCCAGGAUUGCGUGCAGAAGAAGAAAAGCAGAAGAAGAGAAGAGAAAAGGAGAAGUUAGAGGGAGGGAAGAAGAGAAGAAGAGAGGGAAGCAAAAGAAGGAGAGGAGGAUAAAAGAAGGCAUGGAGUAG